AUGGUCGACGGUGGGCCGGUGACAGCAAUAACUAAAGAAAGUGUUUUAAAGGUAUAUUUAGGUUUAUAUUGUAGACACAACGGUAGCUACAGUUAAUGUCAAUAUUUUAUUCUAUAUAUGUAUGUAUUGGUAUUAACUUGCUACUUUUAUUUGUAAUUUCGUGAUGUUUUAGAUUUUACUGAGUGCUAUUACACUCGUUUUCCAAGAUCUUGAGAUCAGAUAUCCUGGCUAUGCUCUGGAAGCGACGUUGAAAUACCGUGAAGUUUACGGUAAGGGAAACUUAUAGUUACAGUAUGAUAAAUUUAAAAAUAAUCAAAUUUUGAACUUUGUGCUAUGUCAAAGUAUUUUUACUUCGUAACUUUUCUUGGUACAUAUAAACAUAUAUAUGUAAUUGUCGUAUAAUGUAAUGUUAUUUAAUGUUUUUCUUGUUUUAGUGCUGGGCGCUUCGACAGUUUAUGAAUAUAAGGCUAAGAUUACAUACAAGGACAGGAAAGUAUCGUACGAAUGGCUAGAUCCUACGUAAGUUGGAUCCUGUCUUUAAAUUACGGUAGUUGUUCCUAAGUUGUUAAUAACUUGGAUUUUGUUUAUAAAUAAGAUAUGCUUCGUUUAGAGUAUUGAUCCAAACACACGAAAAUGUAAAAGCGGACAUAAAUGGCAACGGUUACGUGUUUAGUCUUCUUGGUAUGAAAGAAUACAUUUCUGGUAAGAUUCUUGACAGUAUAGAUGACAUUUUUUGUUUGUAAUACUAUUGAUAUUCAAAAAAGUGUAUAACCAGGUCUUAAAGGAACUAUUUUAGUUGGAGAUUAUUAUUACAAAACGUCUUUGAUGUCCAGAAACAUGAUAGACAUGGCAAAAGAGAAACAUUUAAAAAAAUUUGAGUUUGUGACAGACGGCUUCAAUUUGUUUUACAAAGUAAGUGAACAGCUUACCAUAGUCAGACAGGUACUAUUAUAGUUAUCCCAUUUUAAAUUUUUUCAGAUAAAUAACACCUUGUUAUCUUGGGAUCCCAGUACUUCUAAAAAACGAUCUGUCUGCAAAGGUGUACCUGGCGAGCUGAUUGGAUUUGAUGAAUCAACAUUCAAUAUAGUUGUCAAAGAUGAUCAUCUUUACUUCAUUUUGGGAAUACACGAGUCUUGUUUCAAAAAAAAGGUCGGACCUUACACUGGCUUGCACAAGAUCCCUCUAUACCUUUCUCGGACCUACUCCGAUCAGCUUGAGUCGCAGUGGUACAAUUUGGUAAGUUCUAUUAGUUUUACAGAUCUAUUUUAUAAAGAUAAAGAUAGGUCUUUGUUACUUUUCAGUAUGAAAGCCACGAAGGUUAUGUUAACAUUCAUAAAGCACGUAAAUGUAAAGUGAUUCAUAGCCCUACGUAAAUUAGUCUUUUCAGCGUCACGUGGCUUUGUUCUCGCCAGAUUCGGUCGAUAAAAUUUCUCCAGGGCAUUUGAUCAAGUUCAAAGCGAUUCCACUUGAGGACCAAUUCGAAUUAUGCCACGACCUGUCCAAGUACAUUCGCCACCUCAUUAAAUACUUGGCCAUUAUACAAAUCGUAAUUCAUUUGUGCUUCGUGAUGGUUGUCGUUAUGCUGUAUGUCAUCAUAUAUGGCAAUGUGAGAGUUAAGAAGCAUUUGAAGAAGUUGGUUCGUGACAACACCAAGAGGAAAAGAAAAACGGUGGACAAGAGCUCUCGCAAUAGGAAGAGAUCACGUAGCAGAAGCAGAAAUAUGCCAAAGAAAUUAAAUCGUUAA
This is a messenger RNA of Bursaphelenchus okinawaensis, 1744 nucleotides long. The record is from the annotation of a GenBank genome assembly. NCBI's taxonomy places the organism in Eukaryota, Metazoa, Nematoda, Chromadorea, Rhabditida, Aphelenchoididae.